Molecule: messenger RNA, 4118 nt
Organism: Paramuricea clavata
Lineage: Eukaryota; Metazoa; Cnidaria; Anthozoa; Malacalcyonacea; Plexauridae
Source: the annotation of a GenBank genome assembly
AGCACUGGAACACUAUGUAAGAAUAUGUAACAUUGUUUAACACUGUGUAACACUUGUAACAGUGUUACAACAGAGUGCCAUAAUAAAGCCACUCUAAAUCGUGCAAUAGUAUACUUCCGGCUAACGAUAUUUGGCUCCGAGUAUGCGCAAGAGCAUAGCAUUGAAAAUGAAAGUAAAAUUUUAUACAUUUGACUAGCUGAUCGUUGUCGUUCAAAAUGGCUUUAAAUAUGGCUUUAAAUCCUGACUAAUUUCGCUCAUACGAUGGCUUGUUGCGGUGGCGGUUAUCCGGAAGAUCGUUUUCAAACUUCAGUCGAUAAAAAUUUCUUCUGUCCAAUCUGUACGGAUGUUUUGAAAGACCCAGUACAAUGCCACAACCAACACCUUUUCUGUAGAGCCUGUAUAACAGAGCAUCUUAAGAAUUCCCAGACGUGCCCCGUUUGUAUGCAAGAACUCACGGAAGAAGCGUUAUCCAAGCCAGCAAGAAUUGUGACAGGCUAUCUCGAUGGUUUGAUGAUCAGUUGCGAGCACAAGGAACGAGGAUGUGUUGAAUUGGUCGAGCUUGGCCUUCUUGAAACUCACAUUUCCGUGUGCGAGUAUAAACCCGUAACGUGUCCUAACGAAAGAUGCGAGGUUGUUGUAAACAUGGCAGAUUUAGAGGAACACACGAGCGAGGUUUGCGAAUACAGACAAGUAUUUUGUGAAGAAUGUGGCGAGAACAUGUCUUUCAAGAAAUAUGGAAAACAUGGCUGUUUAAUAAGCAAAGAUGUUCAGGUAUAUUUUAUGCACUAGUCAAUGUAAAUCCCCGCCCCCCCCCCCCACCCCCCAACUGGGGAGGGGGCGGGUAUUUAGCGGGGAAAGUGGUCAGUUUUGAUGGUAAAUAUGUCCCCGAUGAUGGGGGGCUUGGACAACAUUUUCUCUUUCGGUAGACGAUGCGGGGAAGAAAGUGGGGGAAUGGAUUCAGUGGUUAACAUAUAUACCCUGUGUUGCUGUUUUAGUUUUCUCUACAAGAAAAGUUUAAAUACAAUAACAUAAAUGAAUUUGAUUUUCUAUUGCUGAUCUAUGAAAUAUAUACAAAACUAUUUUCCCGGGGUUGAGAGACAUGCAGGGACAUUGAUUAAUUACGCUUUCCCCGGGGGCGGGGACAAUUUCGCUCUUUUACUACCCCUCUAAGUCAAAAUCCCCGCCCCUCCCCGGUUGGGGGGGGGCGGGAGUUUACACCGAUUGGUGCAUAACUAACACAAGUUUGAUGUAAAAGUUUGGGGGGAGGAGGCUUCAGAGAGAAACUCCUUGAUAGGGGGCUUCAGAAAACUCAUUUAUAGGGUGGCAGGAUAUUAAUUUAAAUUAAAUUAAUAUCCCCCCUAUAAAGUGAAAUGGCCCAUUAGGCAAAGUAUUAUUCACCUGAGUACAUAACACCAACACACACAAAAUAAUCAUAUAGAAUACACUGAUAUCGAAGGAACUAGAACUCAGUUCCGAAAUAUCAUCAACUCAAACCGACUCGACCACGUAGCUCAGUUGGCAGAGAAUUUGACUAGUAUCCCAAAGGUCGCGGGUUCGUUUCCCACCGUGGCCAAGCUAACUUUUCAGCUUGCUCGGUGUGGAUGCACACUCAGAGUAACAUCACAAACAUAAAAAAGUAACUUGGUUAGCGUCCUCGCCCGACCACUGCGACCAGUGAAAAAGUUUCGAUCGAACUUUUUUUUCAAAUUUUAUAUAAAUACCCUAGAAAUCUUCUAUUCCGAAACCAUUUGCCCACUUUUAAAUAAAUAAAGCAACAUUCGCUGAUAAAUUGACCUUUUGUAAUAAUAUUUUUAUUCAAACAUUGUAAUAUUUAACUCAAUUCAGCAUUUGACUGCAAUGUUUUACACAGGCAAAGCCAGGAUUUUGGUCAGGGGGGGGGGGGAGCAAAAAUCUAGGUGGGGCCUGGCUUCACUUAUUUUAUAGAAUGAAUUUUCUCAAGGAGGGCCAAAAUUUUACCAGGCGUGCCACUGGGCUAGUCACCUCUGGUUUUACAUAUAAUAAACUAUCUAUUUAUCUAUAUCUAUCAGGCAAUGAAGGGAGAAUUGUUUCAAGUGCAACAUCAGGUCAAAGAAAUGUUUAACACACAGAAAGAAAUGCUCAAAGCAAUCCAAAAUCUCGCAACCACUGUUAAAAAAAUCGGCACAGGAAAAGUCGAAGCAGCGCCAUCACUUGUCACAAAGUCACAAGGGUUCAUUGUUGUCAUUGGUGGAGAUAAUGGUACCAGUACUAUUUUGUCCAGUCAUGGUUGUCUUGAUUCUGUUGAGAUGUACUCUCUGGUCAAUCAAACAUGGAGAAAAUUGACACCAAUGCAACAAAAGAGAGCAUCCCCAACUGCACAUUUCUACAAUGGCCGAGUGAUGGUUACUGGUGGGCGUUGUGGUGCACGCAGUGCAACUAGGAGUAUAGAACAGAUCCAAAUCCCUGGAAAAGAUAUUCCAGUCAGAGCUUCCCUAGAUGCCCUAAAUCUUCCAGCUGAAUUGCCAUUCAAAUUCCAUGGUCACAAGACAACGAUCCUAAAUGAUCAUAUGUGGCUUGUUGGAGGCUGUGUCUCAAAUGCAUGCUCAAAGGCCAUUUACAUGAAGUCUGUUCGCUCAUCUGGUACCUUCCAGGUUAGGUGCGAAAUGACUAAACCACUUUCAUACCAUGCGUUGGAAGUAGUUGACAAUGAAAUUCUAAUCAUCGGAGGAUCGACUAAUGGUGGGGCAGAUGGUAUCGUUAAGACUGUUUUGUCAUACAAUACAGCCACCAAUGCGCUCAGAGAAGUACACUCACUUCCAUUUCCGAUGGCUGAUAUGGCAACUGUUAAACAUGGUGAUGAUGUGAUCAUUAUCGGAGGACUAAACAAGGAUCGUGAGUAUUUGAAUACGGUUUUCAAGUACAACCAUAAGAAGCGUGUAUGUAAACAAUUGCCAGGAAUGAAACACAAGAGGGAUGAAUGUGCUGCUGUUCUUUCUGGAAAGAAAGUGUUUGUGAUGGGUGGAUACAACAAAGAGGAAGGAUGCUUAAGUUCUGUUGAGUGCUUUGAUCUUGAGCGUCAGAUUUGGCAUGAACUUCCAUCCAUGAGUGAAGCUAAAUUUAAAAUAGCUGCAGUUCUAGUGCCUUAAGACUAUUAAGGAUUGUUUUUUUCUGGCACCCUUAUAAAGAUAGGGCGUACACUACAACAAUGUCGUUUUGUACCAUAUAUAAAUUAUCUAAUAAAUUUUUAAAUUUUCAUACAUUAACCCGUUGAGUUGCAUUGCAGCCAAUCCAAAUUACUUUAUUUUUUACUGUCUAACACCAGAUGAUUUUACUCAUCAAGAAGAGAGUGCUGGCACUCAAGGGGUUAAUUAGACUGCUGUAAAGCUCCAAAUAUUAAAGCCCACCUGAGUAUAAGCCCCACCUAUAAGCCCACCAUAUUCACUAACACCCAGGCCAUUCCAAAUGUAGCUCCCCAUGUAUUAUUGUACAAGCCCAUGGGUUUAUUAUUGGACAUGUAUUUAGGCCUAAAAAAUACCGGCGGUUCCGGUUCCAUAUCGUGAAAAAAUUGGAGUAGGUAGGUCGGAAAUAAAAAUUUUUUCAUCGUGUUUUGGCGGUUUUUGGCUGGGCGAUUUUCAGUACAGCCCCAACAAUAAUAACUAGAGAUGCGUAUUUCGUAUGGAUGAAUUUAGGCAAUUUGGUCAUUUUCAAUAAUUAUUGUGACAACAGAUGCCAUUUUGGCACGCUGUAUUAGCAGCCAGCAACCACCCAGAGAAAAUAGGAUCGCAUGAUCAAUCACGUUGAAAAAAUAAUAGGGUCGGCAGAAAAGAAUAGGGUCGGUUGGGAAACUGGGACCAUAGGUAUUUUUCAGGCCUUAUUAACACAGCGACGGAGAUUCCAACAGCUCAGACAAGUGACAAUGUAAUUACAUUACAGUAUUAUAAUAAGUUAACCAACUUGUUUUAUGAAAAGGUUUAUAUAUACUGUAUAGACUAAUUGCGAAACUUAGUAACCGCGCCUUUGCAAAACAUGAAACGAGGCUUAUGCAAAAACAAAUCCAUUGUGUUUGUGAUGUUACUCUGCCGGAGUGUAUAUUCACACCGGGCAAGCUUGAAAAAUAUGCCUGGCCACGGUGGGAAUCG